Messenger RNA from Durusdinium trenchii, 683 nucleotides. The record is from the annotation of a GenBank genome assembly. NCBI's taxonomy places the organism in Eukaryota, Dinophyceae, Suessiales, Symbiodiniaceae.
GAAGCGGCGAUAAAGCAAAGAAGACAAAGUCGCAAUCUCCAAAAGACCAGGCUGUCAUCACUCCUGCGCGAAGGCUGUCUUUUGCCGAUGAUGAAAAGACAUCAGGCACCAAAGUUUCGAAGGUGGCGACUCGAUUUGUGAAGAAGGGACCGCAGGAACCCUACCACUACACCAAUGCGAUGCAUGAGCCUGCUGAUGAGAAAGGUCUCAAGAAGCCUAAGGAAAGCAACCCUCAGAGACAAAAUACUGUCAAGUAUGACAACGCAAAAGUACAGGAGGCAAAGAAAGGAGGGCAAGUGAGAGACAAGAAAGUGUUGGAGGUUGAGGAAGUGCCACCAAAAGACUACGGGAAACACUCAGCAAGCAGCAAAGGUCCAGUGGAGACAAAGGCAAAGGUGUCACCUGCCUCCAAGCUUGCACAGGUGAAGAGAAACCAUGAUGACAAGAAGGCCACAGCCAAAAAGCAACCAAGUGGUGAGACAAAGACGGAUUCAAAGAAAAAAGUGAAUUCGAAGGGUGAGAACAAUGCGAAGGAAGAGUCAGCAAGGAAGACGGCAAAAGAAAAGAGCACUGCCGCUACCAAGGAAGACAGUUCAAGGAAAGCAGAGAAAGGAGCUGCAAGCGCCAAGAAGCAGCAAAGCAAAACAGAACAGAAGUCGAAGGGGAAAGCUGCCGACAAGAAG